Messenger RNA from Phytomonas sp. Hart1, 3963 nucleotides. The record is from the annotation of a GenBank genome assembly. NCBI's taxonomy places the organism in Eukaryota, Euglenozoa, Kinetoplastea, Trypanosomatida, Trypanosomatidae.
AUGGCGUAUCCAUGUAUGGAAGUUCUUGAUGAUAUAGAACCCUCGUCAUCCUUGAUGGACGCCACCGGUGUCAGCGAGCCCGUCGUGCCGUCCGCCGGCAAAGGGUUUUUAUCGGGCCUCGUCUCGCAUAGGAUCGGGGUUGUGAUGAGUCUUGCGAUGGCGACGGCCACGGCUUGGAUGAUUACCUAUCGGAUUUACAUUUGCAAAAGCCGCGAUCGCUCCACCACCCCUGGUACCGCCGGGGAUGCGAGGCCAUUCACGUUGAUGCCGUACGACCUUGACAGACUUUCGAAGGUGGGUCUUCCCAGCGGUGCGCACGGCUGGGAGCGCGUUUAUGGGCUGAUGGACAAGGGCAAACUCACCUCGGCUGGGGCGAAAAAACGUCGAGGCGACGGCGCGCGAGCGUUAUUCCAGGAAACCGGGACCGCUUGUAUGACCGCGAGUAUCACCACCGGGAUGGAGGAAAAGGACCACAAUGACGGCUGGGAUGGCGAAUCACAACCAGUGAAUAGCGCGAUGGCCCACUUUUCUCGUUCAGGUCCUUCCGUUGACCCCCAGUUGUUAAAAUUGCAUUCUUGUCUUGGGGAUUAUUCCGACUUCGUGGAUGUGAAUCCUUUGGUAUCAUCCUUCGCGAUCGCACCAGAGGACGUGAUGGAGUUGCCAUUACCGAACGACGUCCCCACGACCCUUUUCAACCCCCCUAAUCUCACCAGCAGCGAUGAGUUUUUUUCGAAUGUCCCCACCGAACAAUCCUGCGCAUGGGACGGGGAGAAACUGCAGGAUUGCAACCAACCGCGCCAUUUGACGCUGCGAACGCGGUAUUUGAAUGAUUUAGACAGGGAUGUCGACAGCGAGUUCGCCUUUUCGAGCCAGAGGGAUUACGAUACCAUGUCAACUUCAUCCGAGCUAUCGCUAAACUUCUCGCCGGAGUGGAAUCUCGCGCCCAGGGCGGGGAAUCAAUUCGGGAUGAGAAGAGUGGGAAAUUUGCUGCUUAAGGAACUGCAGGAUGCUGAGACCUUCUCGCCCGCCUUGGGGGGAAAGGGUAGUCUGUUGAGCAGCGAGAAAAUUAUUCCCGCGGAAAAUAGCGCGAGGAUGGGGGUAAGUAUGCAUGGCAACAUGCCGAAGCUUCACUACGACAACCACGAACAUUCAUCGAUCUCGAGUUCGCGCAAGGUUUUACGUAAUGAGGAACAUUUGGUGUCGGAGCUCCUUUCUUCUCGUUCCACAGCUUCCACCUACCAGGAUGCCGGUUCCCUGUUAAGACGAACAAGCUCGUGUUCUUCACGGUCCUCCAAGUGCAACUAUAGUAUCCAAUCCCAGAGGACUCAGGAUCUUAGAAAUCUUGAGCAAAUUCAAUCUAGUGCGUUUGGGGACUUGCUCACCUUAGGAACCCAUUCUAGCUUGCGCCAUGAGACUGUCGCCGAGGUGGGCAAUCAUUUUAGCAACGAAGAAGGCCAACCACAGCGGACUUUGUCUUCCUCAUCGUUGAGGCUUUUUGACGGCGUGUUGAGUAGCUCGAUAGGAUCUCAGACGACCCAUAAGGAAAAGAUAUUGGGCACAUGCAAUCGCAUGGGGGAAUCACCAAUUUUGUGUUGUGGGCGAUUAGAGAAGGACCCAUUGAUUGAUCGAGUCUGUAAACAUUGUAAUGAUAUUUUCGAUAAAUGCCUUUGCACUUUGGAUAAAAGCAACACCACCUAUGUUGGCUCUUCACUUAAGCCUAAAGAGCGUCUAGUAAUUGGCCACCCCAGGCAUAUGACUUCGGGGAUGGUGGGACAAUUCCACGGGAUGGGGCUAAUCCAGAAUUACAAGAUUCCUAACCUUUCAUCCACCGAGGACAAGGCGCUACCGCUGUCGUACCUCUACGUCAGCGAUCUCCUCGUCUGGAACUCCUUUAAGGAAGGGACCAACUGCUCUUUUGUAUUAUUUCACCACAACGCCACGUUAGGAAAUUGCAGCCGAAUUACCAUCACGAAUUUACCUGGCCCGGGGAUGGUGGGUGAGGAGAACCCCAGAGCGCCAUUGGGUGGGUUUUCCACCACACUGGGCGCCUUUCAAGGGCUGAGCGUCACCCCCUUCACGAACGAAAGGGAAGGAUCACCGCCGAUGGUGGUGGACGUAGCGAGCACUAAAUCAGCUGAGGAGGACGACGUUGACGGUUUUGAAGGCGAUGAUGGUCUCAACCACACGCAGUUCUGCCAAUGUCCGGGCCUUCUUGCCGAGACAAGGCCCCCAGGGGCUUCCGACAAGCUUCCCGCGAAGCUAUCCAAAUCCUUCGGUCUUUUGAUUCUGCCCACGGAGCCCCCGAACGACACGUGGGGGCAGGGGACCACGUACCGUUGGGACCGGAUGGUGUUUGGUCCCUUUAUCGGUGGUGGUAUGUGUGGGAAGGUCUUCAAGUGCGUCGACCCCGAGUCUGGGAAGGUGUUUGCCGCGAAGCAAAUUGUUUUCAACGCCAAAGACCCCAGACUCCAGCAGCGGCUCCAACAACUCAAGCUCGAGAUUGAUGUUCUUACGUUGGCAGCGAACUGUUCAAUGCGUUCGAUCGUUCCCUUUUACGGGGCGCAAAAGUUCGGCCACUCUGUUUUCAUGUUUUUGGAGUACUGCCCACACAAGUCGCUUCUGGACUUCAUGGCCGCCGGGAACAGUGAAGACCAAGGGGUUUGGGAGGCCACCGAGGUCAAGUCGCUUGACUCAACCAUGUCGCCACCGCCACUCGCUGCGAUCGUGCGUUAUGCCGCGUCGUUGUCGUCGACCUCGACAGGUUUCGGGAAGCCGAGCGAUCCACUAGAGGAGCUCCACGAGGUUUUGUCAGAGGAGUUGGAGUCCGACAGCGGCGCCUCUUCCUGCGCGUCAUCUUUCCUCCAUUCUGGCGUCGACGCGUCUUUUGAACUCGCGAUGGAUUUGCCCUCCGCGGCGAACCUGUGGUCCCUCGACGAGGCCCUACAGCCGCAGAUGACGCCACUCUCCAUCAGCCAGGUCCAGCGCUGUCUGAAGGACGUCUUGCAGGCGGUGCACUUUAUGCACUCUCACGGCUACGCGCACAUGGACAUCAAAACGGCCAACCUCCUCAUGACCACCACGCGGGAGUGCCGUUUGGCGGACCUGGGCUGUGCGGUGCGUUUGUCCAACCGAGGGUCGUCGUCCGCGGCGUGGGGUGGCAAGAAAACGCCCUCAGGAUCGGCCUGCCUGGACGAGUCCUUCACGGAGCUCCGCGGCACCGCGCUGUACAUGGCGCCGGAGAUGAUCCGCUUUGAGCGCGCGCGGAUUGGGGCCCCGUCGGACAUUUGGUCCCUCGGUUGUGUCGCGCUGGAGAUGGCGACGGGCUGCACGCCGUGGCGCCACCUCGCGCGGGACAAACUGCGCGUGCUCUUCUGCGUGGGUUCGUCUCGGACGGAGCUGCCGCUGCCACCGCUCGUGACCGGUUGGGCCUCCGAGGCCAGGCGUUGGCUGCGGGAUGGCAGGCGUCGGGGGUGCCAGCGAGGGCCUUCCGCUGUGUCACAGGAGACCGCGGCAGCACAACCCCGCAGGCCACGUAACAGGCCAACGGCAGGGGCGCAACCUCCCGUUGUGUCACAAGGGACCACAGCAGCACGGCCCCGCAGGCCACGUUGUAACAGGCCAACAGCAGGGGUGAGGCCUUCCACCUCCGCUGCCGCCGUACCGGAGGCCGCCAUGACCUCCCCGCUUCGGCAGGUCUGUCGGGUUGAACGAGUGGGCAAGGAGGGGAGCGGAGACGAGGCAGCGGAGAAGGGGGGUGAGUCGGUGCCCGCCGCCGAGGAGGGAUCGACACCUCAUGGGCCGCACCUUCUUCACGACACUUCCGAGGCGGUCAACCGAAAGGAACGGAGACUGAUGCGGCUCUACGUCGCUUUCGAGGACUUCGUGAGGAGUUGUGUUCAACUCAACCCCGAGAAUAGGCCUUCGGCAGAGGAGUUGCUACGGCAUCCUUUUAUCACUUUGUAA